AUGAGGGUAACUUUUGGCUGUCUGGUGAUCGCAGCCGGUAUCUGCGGUGCCCUGAGCUUCGCUUUUUUGGCUGCUUCACUCGGAACCGAGUAUUGGUACAUCAUCGAGAUGAAUCCAGUGAACUCGAGCGACUCGGAGGACAUAAGCUCCCACUCUGGAUUAUGGAGCGUCAACGAAGGUGGGAAGAUGUAUGCAGACUCUAUCGACUCUUUCACAGCUGACUACUCCAAAUACUCUGAGACUGAGCUGCGCAUGCUGAAUAUGCACAGUGCCAUAGUGGUGGUUCUUCCCCUCAGCCUGGUCCUCUUGCUGUUUGGGGGCAUCUGCGGAUUGGUGAGCUCCUUGGCACGGAGCCCUGUCCUCCUCACUGGCACAGCAUCCUAUUUCUUCGUCUGCAGCCUGCUGACCCUGUGUGGCGUGAGUCUCUACAUCAUCUACUCAUAUCUGGCCGUGGCUGAAACCGAGAGGCUGGUUGGACCAGAGGGUCUGGCCUACAUCCACACCUCCUUCGGCUGGUCUCUGGGUCUGGCCUGGCUCUCCUACAGCCUGGAGCUCCUCAGCGGUAUACUGCUGCUCAUAGCAGCACGUAUGGCCAAGCUGCAGCACAGCAGUCCCACCAUGGCCUGA
Scomber japonicus (chub mackerel) is the source of this 627-nucleotide messenger RNA. It is a transcript of the gene tmem235b, whose product is annotated as transmembrane protein 235b. Gene Ontology annotation, cellular component: apical plasma membrane. The transcript has 4 exons. Lineage: Eukaryota; Metazoa; Chordata; Actinopteri; Scombriformes; Scombridae. Bases 1 to 627 code for a protein of 208 amino acids. The record is from RefSeq and is a predicted model, not a curated record.